AAACAAUAAUGUUUCAAUCGACCGUGAAAUUGUGAGUUGGGUGCAAUUAUAUUGUGCUCUUUUCUGAUUUAGUAACUGGUUUGUCACCUUGCAAUGAUUUAUGAUUUUAGGAAGUCGUUUUUGACGUUACUAUGCGCGUCAUGCCAUAUUCUAAUAGUUUCAGAUGCAUCUGUAAUCAACGUAGGCACAACAGUGCCUCCAGAUGUAGGAAAAAUACUUGAGGAUACAAAUCUGACUGAAGUCAGCGAGAUUCUCAAUAAAUCUAGGAGAAUUAUCUCUGGCGUAGAGUCCGCGGCGAAUAGGCCUUACAUGGUAUAUCUCCAACUACCGGCAAACAACCCAAAGUACCGAGACUACCGCCGAUGGCUUUGUGGUGGCGUCAUUAUCCACGAAGAAUACAUACUGACCUCCGCGGCGUGCAUUGAAGACGCCAGAAACUUCUACGUGGUGUCUGGAACGUACAAGCACAGCGAGGACUGGUCGUCAGCUAACAACUUGUGCAUUAAAAAUGGCGCAAAGAAGGCGAUUUGGAAGUGUGUUCCGAGAAACUACGUGUUCGACGGUCACGAGAAUGACAACAUUCGGUGGAUGAACAACGACAUCGCGGUCGUUAGGGUGGAGGACGAGUUCGACUUCGAGCGCCGGGUCAAAGGCUGCGACUAUGUGCCCAAGCCCAUCUGCUACAACAAUCGGAGUUCAACGUUCGAGAAUCCGGGCAACGCGGGCAUCAUCGCCGGCUGGGGUAGCACAGAGAAAUAUGACGAUUGGGUAAACUCCAACAGGCGGGAGAUGAACAUGAAUGUACUCCGCGAGACCGAAGUGCACAUCAUCAGUAAGAGGAAGUGCAAGCGGCGCUGGGGAUCGCGAUACGCCAACAUCAUUGAUAAUUAUAUGAUCUGCACUAAGGAUCUCGUUCCGGACCUUAGUGAGGUUUGCGAGGAAAAAUACGUGGACUGUACCGACAUCAUGUACUCUGGAGAGUCGGGCGAGAAGACGCUGCGAAGACGAGUUAUCGACCCCUCGUCGCUGGUGCUUCACAGUCCCUUCCACAACGAAUCAUCGCGCAGAAACUCGUACAGCAGCGGGGGUUUCUGUGAGAACGAUCACGGUGGCCCCCUGAUAGCAGAUGACGGUCACGAGCCUCUGGUCAUCGGAAUCAUCUCGGCCUGCCUCGUCAAGGAGCGCACCAACAAGUGUUACGGACCCUUUCUCUACACCAGCGUCUAUAAGAAUAGGGUGCUGAUCAACUGCGCUAUUUUUAAGACCAACUCAAAUGACUGCAGCAAGAUGUACCGAUCCAGUAUAACACACACGGAAACUGUGCUGAGUUGGGUUGAUCAUCCUGAUGGACCAGCCAAGAACGAAAUUGCUGCUUUACGUAGAGCGCAAGAACGUAAUACAAAUGCAACACAAUCAAACGAGGAACACUUGGCAGACGGAGAUGCCAAUGCGACUAAUGGGUUAAAUGGAACUGUUGGGGUAAAUGCGACCGCUGAGACAGCAGGGUCAGAUCCGGUAAAAGAGGUACAAGCGGCGACGGGGGCGCAUGCUACACACGGACAGACGAAAUUUGUGGACAAAGCACAACAGCAUAGGGGCAUAGUAAUGAGGUCCGGUUAAUAUACAUAUUACAAUAUGAAUAAUGGUUAAUAAAAUAUUUAAAAUUUA
Cydia splendana is the source of this 1668-nucleotide messenger RNA. RefSeq lists its product as uncharacterized. The coding region runs from base 94 to 1620 and encodes 508 amino acids. Gene Ontology annotation, biological process: proteolysis. Gene Ontology annotation, molecular function: serine-type endopeptidase activity. Lineage: Eukaryota; Metazoa; Arthropoda; Insecta; Lepidoptera; Tortricidae. The transcript has 11 exons. The record is from RefSeq and is a predicted model, not a curated record.